AUGGGGGACACCUUCAUCCGUCACAUCGCCCUCCUGGGCUUCGAAAAGCGCUUUGUCCCCAGCCAACACUAUGUGUACAUGUUCCUGGUUAAGUGGCAGGACCUGUCGGAGAAGGUGGUCUACAGAAAAUUCACCGAGAUCUACGAGUUCCAUAAAAUGCUAAAGGAGAUGUUCCCCAUUGAGGCUGGUGAGAUCCACGCGGAGAACAGAGUCAUCCCGCACCUCCCGGCACCCAGGUGGUUCGAUGGGCAGCGUGCCGCUGAGAGCCGCCAGGGCACGCUCACUGAGUACUUCAAUGGCCUCAUGGGACUGCCCGUGAAGAUCUCCCGCUGCCCACACCUGUUGAACUUCUUCAAAGUGCGGCCUGAUGACCUGAAACUGCCCACGGAAAGCCAGGUGAAGAAGCCAGAGACAUACCUGAUGCCCAAAGAUGGCAAGAGUAAUGUAGCUGACAUCACAGGCCCCAUCAUCCUUCAGACCUACCGGGCCAUCGCUGACUACGAGAAGAGUUCAAGAACGGAGAUGACCGUGGUAACUGGGGACGUGGUGGACGUCGUGGAGAAAAGCGAGAGUGGCUGGUGGUUUUGCCAGAUGAAGACAAAGCGAGGUUGGGUCCCUGCAUCCUAUCUGGAGCCCCUUGACAGCCCAGACGAGGCGGAGGACCCGGAUCCCAACUACGAAGGUGAACCGUAUGUAACCAUCAAAGCGUACACUGCUGUUGAAGAGGACGAGGUGUCCCUGUCUGAGGGUGAAGCCAUCGAGGUCAUUCAUAAGCUCCUGGAUGGCUGGUGGGUGGUCAGGAAAGGGGAUACCACCGGCUACUUCCCAUCCAUGUAUCUGCAGAAAGCUGGGGAGGAGAUAAGCCAGGCCCAGCGACAGAUCAGAAGCCGCGGGGCACCACCGCGCAGGUCGACCAUCCGCAACGCACAGAGCAUCCACCAGCGUUCUCGGAAGCGCCUCAGCCAGGACACCUAUCGCCGCAACAGCGUCCGAUUCCUGCAGCAGCGCAGACGCCCAGUGAGACCGGGGCCGCAGAGCGCGGUUGGCUCAAAGGGUGAGCGCCAGAGCGGGCGGGUCCGGGGGAGGAGGGUGGGGCCAGGGCCCUGGGACAAUCCAUCAACUCAGCACGCCAAACCACAGCCCGCGGUGCCUCCGCGACCCAGCUCGGACCUCAUCCUGCACCGCUGCACAGAGAGCACCAAGCGGAAGCUGGCGUCUGCUGUAUAAAGGAUAUAGGCCCUAGGCGGCUCUAUCCCUACCCCUGUAUGUACUUGUAUAUAGCCUCAGGUCAGAGGCUCCUCCCUUGCCUUAAUGUUUGGAGUGGACUGAGACUCUGCAGCAAAAGACAGGACUGGGUUUCUCUCCAGAGGUAUUCCUAGGACAUGAGGAGGCAGUGAGCGAUGCUAGGGGGGUUUGCAGGAACAAAAAAUGUCUGAAUACCUGCUGGCCUUCUGCCACAGACAGGUUUGCAGAAGGCCAAGUGCCUUAGGAACGCCUUAGGAAAGUGCUUCUCAGCCUGUUGGCCGUGACCCCUUUGGGGAGGGUGUCAAAAGACUUUCACAAAGGUUACCUAAGACCAUUAGAAAACACAGAUAUUAAUUUUUAUAGAUGUUUAUGUUACGAGUCAUAAAAGUAACGAAAUGACAGUUGUGAAGUAGCAAUGAAAAUAAUUUUAUGAUUGGGGGGUCCCCGCAACCUUGGGAACUAACUGUAUUAAGGGUCACAGCAUUUGGAAGGUUGUGAGGCACUCCUCGGGCCUCAGAAUCUUGUCUAGUGGAUAGAGUGCUUGACUAGAACGCACCAGGCCCUGGCUUCCAUUCCCAGCAUCCCACGAUUGGGCGUGUCAGUGUUCCAGCAUUUUGGCAGUCUAGCCAAGGCUCACGUCUGUAAUCUCAGAGCCAAGAGUCAAGAGAACUGCUGUUAGGUUCAAGGUCGGCUUGGGCCAUGUGGGGAAUUUGAGAUCAGAUAUAGCUACAGUGUGAGAUCCUGUCUCACCCCACCCCAUCCCACACCAUAGCCUUGGGAUAGGGAGUCUCAGGGGCUGUGAGAGAAGGCAGCCGUCAUUAGUGGAUAAUGCCCAAUACUUUCAUUAUAUUCACGCCUCUAAGACCUUGCUGGUAUUUCCAUCCCCAAAUGCAAAGAAACUGCUGGCUGGUCUUAUGUCUGUCAACUUGACACAAACUGGUGUCAUUUAAGGGAGGGAACCUGAAUUGAGAAGAUGCCUCCAUGGGGCUGAAAAAAUGGCUCAGUUGUUAAGAGCACUGACUGCUUUUCCAGAGGUCUGGGGUCAAUUUCCAGCAUCUGCAGGGUGGCUCACAUCUGCCUGUAUCUGCGGUUUUAGGGGAUCUGGAUCUGACACCCUCACACAGACAUAUAUGCAG
This is a messenger RNA of Arvicanthis niloticus (Nile rat), 2381 nucleotides long. The record is from RefSeq and is a predicted model, not a curated record. Lineage: Eukaryota; Metazoa; Chordata; Mammalia; Rodentia; Muridae.